Molecule: messenger RNA, 420 nt
Organism: Dendronephthya gigantea
Lineage: Eukaryota; Metazoa; Cnidaria; Anthozoa; Malacalcyonacea; Nephtheidae
Product: tectonin beta-propeller repeat-containing protein 1-like
Exons: 3
Coding region: 1-420 (139 amino acids)
Source: RefSeq, a predicted model, not a curated record
AUGACCAUUGAGUCUGGUCCAGACGGCGCUGUUUUUGGUGUGACAUUCCGAGGUAUUGUGUACACUCGCCGAGGAAUUACUAAAAAAAAUCCAACUGGUACAGCAUGGAGACCUGUAGGAAAGAAACUUAUGUCUAGUAUAUCUGUUGGUCUUGGCUUUGUAUAUGCUGUGGGGCGACGUGGGGCACCAUUUUCUAGUGAUGUUGCCAAAUUGGUUGGCCCGGCAGGCAUCCCUAGAAAACCAGGAAAACCAGUGGUACCAAAGCCAGAUUGUGGCUGGACAAAAAUGAAGAGAAAGUUCACUGUUAUUGAUACUGGUAUAACUCGAACACCUUGGGCUGUGAACAAACGUGGAAAUAUAUUUACUCUUCUCAAAGGAAAAUGGAUUCAAGUGCCAGGUGGAUUAAGCCACAUAGAUUAA